Homo sapiens (human) is the source of this 1560-nucleotide messenger RNA. RefSeq names its product organic solute carrier partner 1 (gene OSCP1). The transcript has 12 exons. Gene Ontology annotation, cellular component: basal plasma membrane; cytoplasm. The coding region runs from base 242 to 1327 and encodes 361 amino acids. NCBI's taxonomy places the organism in Eukaryota, Metazoa, Chordata, Mammalia, Primates, Hominidae. The record is from RefSeq and is a predicted model, not a curated record.
AUUGGGACGCUGCGGCCUGGCCUUCAGGCCACUGGCUACCGAACCCCGGGGCUCUUCACCAGUCCAGCUCGUUUCCAGCACCAUGUCGGUGCGGACGCUACCGCUGCUCUUCUUGAACUUGGGCGGGGAGAUGCUUUACAUCCUCGACCAACGGCUGCGGGCCCAGAACAUCCCGGGAGACAAGGCCCGCAAAGAUUUUGACUGAGUGUCAAACACUAUGUGAGAUACUAUAUGGAGCCUGAUGCAGCCCUUCUGGACAUUCACUGGAGAUGAAUGGACAGAGGUGGACAGAAAACGAGUUCUGAAUGACAUCAUCUCCACCAUGUUCAAUAGAAAGUUUAUGGAGGAAUUAUUCAAGCCUCAAGAGCUCUACUCCAAGAAGGCCCUGAGGACUGUCUAUGAGCGCCUGGCUCAUGCCUCCAUUAUGAAACUGAACCAGGCCAGCAUGGAUAAGCUCUAUGACCUGAUGACCAUGGCUUUCAAAUAUCAAGUAUUGCUGUGUCCCCGACCCAAGGAUGUGCUGCUGGUCACUUUCAAUCACUUGGAUACCAUCAAGGGAUUCAUCCGAGACUCCCCAACCAUCCUGCAGCAAGUGGACGAGACUUUGCGGCAGCUGACAGAAAUAUAUGGUGGUCUCUCUGCAGGGGAGUUCCAGCUGAUCCGGCAGACACUCCUCAUCUUCUUCCAAGACCUGCACAUCCGAGUAUCCAUGUUUCUAAAGGACAAAGUUCAGAAUAAUAACGGUCGCUUUGUGUUGCCGGUGUCCGGGCCUGUUCCUUGGGGAACUGAAGUUCCAGGACUCAUCAGAAUGUUCAACAACAAAGGUGAAGAAGUGAAGAGGAUAGAAUUCAAGCAUGGUGGAAACUAUGUCCCUGCACCCAAAGAAGGUUCUUUUGAACUUUAUGGAGACCGAGUCCUGAAACUGGGAACUAACAUGUACAGCGUGAAUCAGCCUGUGGAAACUCAUGUGUCUGGAUCAUCAAAGAACUUAGCCUCAUGGACCCAGGAAAGCAUUGCUCCAAACCCUCUUGCUAAAGAAGAGCUGAAUUUCUUGGCCAGGCUGAUGGGAGGGAUGGAGAUUAAGAAACCCAGUGGCCCUGAGCCCGGAUUCCGGUUGAAUCUCUUUACCACCGAUGAAGAAGAGGAACAAGCAGCGCUAACCAGGCCAGAAGAGUUAUCCUAUGAAGUUAUCAACAUACAAGCCACCCAGGACCAGCAACGGAGCGAGGAGCUGGCUCGAAUCAUGGGGGAGUUUGAGAUCACGGAGCAGCCAAGGCUGAGCACCAGCAAAGGGGACGAUUUGCUCGCCAUGAUGGAUGAGUUAUAGCUGUUCUGACCAGGCGUCCUCUGCCCCCAGGGAGAGGCUGCUGGAUGGUGACCCCUGGGGAAUGCCCCAUGGCCCAGAAUGAUGCUGCUAGUUUUCUACUGAGUGAAGCCAUUACGUCUAUUUCUUAUUUAUGUUGUAAGGAACUGUGUGAGUCUCCCUUGAGGAGCACUCACUCUUGAAGGCACACACAUACACAUAUUUUCAGUGAAAUAUAUUCUGACUUUUAAACUUGA